GGCAGAUUAACCGAGGAGGACCGGUCUUAUCUCCUUCCUGAGUGCUGCCAUUCACAAGACAUCUGUGGCAUACUGUAGCCCAAGCCCCCUGUGCUGCCCUGUUUACCCCAGACAUCUUUCUGGGGUCCACUUGAGGUCAGCAGCGUGAAGAUGAACAGAACCCUCUUAGCAUGACGACCCUGGACCAUGUCAUUGCCACCCACCAGUCAGAGUGGGUCUCCUUCAGUGAAGAGCCAUUGUUCCCCACCCCUUUAGAGGGGGGCACUGAAGAGCACUUCCCAGGAUUGUCAUCUUCCUCAGACCGGUCUGAGAGCUCCUCUGGGGAGAAUCAUGCAGUGGACGAAGGCUCGCAGGACCUUUCACACUCUGAGCAGGAUGACUCCUCUGAAAAGAUGGGCCUCAUCUCUGAAGCAGCCUCCCCUCCGGGGAGCCCUGUGCAGCCCACACCUGACCUGGCCUCAGCCAUCAGCAACUGGGUCCAGUUUGAAGAUGACACACCCUGGAGCAACACCUCACCACCGCACAAGGAAACAGCACCCACGGCCCUCACCUUGACCAUGCCCUGCUGGACAUGCCCUUCCUUGGACUCUUUGAGAAGAUGCCCUUUGACGUCGGAGAGCAGUUGGACCACCCAUUCUGAGGACACCAGCAGCCCUAGUGUUGCUCCAUCAUACACAGACCUGCAGCUCAUCAACGCUGAGGAACGGGCAAGCCGCAGGGCUUCUGGGACCGACUCCACUGACAAGAGCACUGAGUGGCAGACAGGCAGGCAGACUGCGGGGAGUCCUGUUGAAGCAUGCACGGAGCACACCUCUACCCGCACCCACCACCAGGACCCCUCACCACCACCGCCACCUCCUUCAAACGGGAGGAUCCAGAGCCCGCGCCAGGGUUCCCAGGGGCACUCUGCUCGCUGUGACAAUUCCUCCUCCCUCCAGGAAGAUGAAGAAGUAGAAAUGGAGACCAUCAGUUGGUGGGCAGGCAGUCCAGCCAUGAAUGGGCAUCCUGCCGUCCCACCGGUGACCACUGCUCGUUUCCCUAGCUGGGUCACCUUUGAAGACAAUGAAGUCGGCUGCCCUUCGCCAACAGUCCCCUCUCCAAAGAAGCCAAAUGCUCCAUCUGCUGCAACUGCCGGCCCAGACGUACCUUUCAACUCAACUGGGUCAUUUAAGAGAGACCGUCCCAAGAGCACACUGAUGAACUUAUCCAAAGUUCAGAAGCUGGACAUUUCCUCCUUAAACCGUCCACCUUCUGUCAUGGAGGCCCCACCCUGGAGGGCCACCAAUCCUUUCCUGAAUGAGACGCUCCAGGACAUACAGCCCUCCCCCAUCAACCCGUUCAGUGCUUUCUUCGAAGAGCAGGAACGGCGCUCCCAAAACAGUUCCAUUUCCAGUACCGCGGGCAAAAGCCAAAGAGAUUCUCUGAUUGUCAUCUACCAGGAUGCCAUCAGCUUUGAUGAUUCAGGCAAAAGCCAGUCCCACCCCGACGCUAUUGAAAAGCUCAAGCAACUCCAAAUUGAUGAUCCCGAUCCCGUUGGCAGUGCAGCCCUGCCCGAUGACGACCCCACAGCCUCGGUUGAACCCGAUGCACCCUCACCCACCUCAGCGCUAUCUCAGCCCAGGGAUGGAUGGCCAAUGAUGCUGAGAAUCCCCGAGAAGAAAAACAUCAUGUCCUCUAGGCACUGGGGACCAAUCUACAUCAAACUGACUGACAGUGGUUACUUGCAGCUGUAUUACGAGCAAGGCCUAGAAAAACCAUUCCGGGAAUUCAAGCUGGAGAUCUGCCACGAGGUGUCGGAACCCCGGCUCCAAAACUAUGAUGAGAAUGGGAGGAUCCACAGCUUGAGGAUAGACCGGGUCACUUACAAGGAGAAGAAGAAAUACCAGCCCAAACCUGCUGUGGCACAUGCAGCCGAAAGGGAACAGGUGAUUAAACUGGGCACCACCAACUACGACGACUUCCUGAGCUUCAUCCACGCGGUUCAGGACCGCCUCAUGGAUUUACCAGUACAGUCGAUGGACUUGAGCACAGUUGGCUUAAACUACCUCGAAGAGGAGAUUACAGUGGACAUCCGAGAUGAGUUCUCCGGCACAGUAAGCAAAGGAGACAACCAGAUCCUACAGCACCACGUCUUGACACGGAUCCACAUACUGAGUUUCCUCUCUGGGCUCGCCGAGUGCCGCUUGGGCCUCAACGACAUCCUCAUCAAAGGGAACGAAAUCGUCUCCCGGCAGGACAUCAUGCCCACCACCACCACCAAGUGGAUCAAGCUCCACCAGUGCCGUUUCCACGGGUGCGUGGAUGAGGACGUGUUUAACAGUUCCCGGGUCAUUCUGUUCAACCCUCUGGAUGCCUGCCGGUUCGAGCUAAUGAGGUUCAGGACCGUGUUUGCCGAGAAGACCUUGCCCUUCACCCUCAGGACAGCAGCGAGCAUUAACGCGGAAGUGGAGGUGCAGAGCUGGCUGAGGAUGUCUCCCGGCUUCUCUUCUAACCGUGACCCUCUCACUCAGGUUCCCUGUGAGAACGUAAUGGUCCGCUACCCAGUGCCCAGUGAGUGGGUGAAAAACUUCCGCAGGGAAAGUGUUCUAGGGGAAAAGUCUUUGAAAGCCAAAGUGAACCGGGGGGCAAGUUUUGGCUCCGCUGGCGCCUCUGGCUCGGAGCCGGUCAUGAGAGUAACUCUGGGAACAGCCAAGUACGAGCACGCCUUCAACUCCAUCGUGUGGAGGAUAAACCGGCUGCCAGACAAGAACUCAGCUUCUGGCCACCCACACUGUUUCUUUUGCCACCUUGAACUUGGCUCUGACCGGGAAGUGCCUUCCAGAUUUGCCAAUCAUGUAAACGUCGAGUUCAGCAUGCCCACGACGUCUGCCUCCAAAGCAGCUGUGAGAUCCAUCUCUGUGGAAGACAAGCCCGAUGUCAGGAAGUGGGUCAAUUAUUCCGCACACUACAGCUACAAGGUGGAAAUUGAACAAAAAAAGAGUUUGAAGCCAGACUUUGAGGGAGAGGACUUGGAAAACCCAAAGGAAUGUGGGGUACAGUGACAGUGACCCACCUCAAGGAACUGAGGACCGCUGACUCGCAACCGGGUGUCUUCCCCGAAUAACUCAAGUUUAAGUCGACACCUGCUGCGGCUGCUCCAUGUUGGGGGCUGCCUACCUCCGUUUCCUGUGUGCACCUACCUGUGGGUCACAGGAAAUCCUGAGGGGGGCUGCCUUCAGUAGGCCCCUUGACACUGAGCAUGCCUGAAGUAUGUGGCACACCUGGCUAUUGAGCCUCCUUGUCUCUUUUCUGCUUGUAUCAUGGCACUGGUAUGUGGUUUGUGGUGACCAUUAGAAACCCAGAAAGACCCGCCAGCAUCAGUGUUGCACAAUUUGCCCCAGUACUCACAUGUCACUUGUAAAAUUCUGGAGAAAAUAGCCCUGAAAGUUUAUUAAGAAUCCAUCUCUAUUGCUCCCUCUGUACAAGAUUCCAAGAAGUUCCAAAGCCAUUUCUUUGGGCCUGCUUUUCUAGAUAUCUCCAUGUUUUUAAACAUUGGCGUUCUGCAACAGAGGUUUCCCAAAUGUUUCCCUUCUGGUUCUGGAUUGCUCAAGAUCAAAACACUCUUUCAACUUCUUCUCCAUUUGCUGUCCUAAAUCAUGGUGCAUGAUGGGAAAGGCUCCAUCUGAUAUUUUCAAAUUUAGGUUUGGAGCUUAAUUCUACAAAUGGACUAAGUUGGCUUCACA
Molecule: messenger RNA, 3722 nt
Organism: Rattus rattus (black rat)
Lineage: Eukaryota; Metazoa; Chordata; Mammalia; Rodentia; Muridae
Gene: Ston2
Product: stonin 2
Biological process (GO): clathrin-dependent endocytosis; regulation of endocytosis; synaptic vesicle endocytosis
Cellular component (GO): AP-2 adaptor complex; synaptic vesicle
Molecular function (GO): clathrin-cargo adaptor activity
Source: RefSeq, a predicted model, not a curated record